AGCCCAGGCACAUCUGAGGUUUACGAAGACCCGUUCGCUCCACGUUUAAGAAUUUGAACUCAAAGCUGAGGGCUACCUGCAAAAAUGUGCAAAGGACUUGCAGCUUUGCCCCAUUCAUGCCUGGAAAGGGCCAAGGAGAUUAAGAUCAAGUUGGGAACUCUGCUCCAGAAACCAGACUCGGCUGUUGACCUUGUCAUUCCGUACAAUGAGAAACCGGAGAAACCAGCCAAGACCCACAAGCCUUCGCUGGAGGAGGCGCUGCAGUGGCGUGACUCCCUGGACAAGCUCCUGCAGAACAACUAUGGACUUGCCAGCUUCCGAAGCUUCCUGAAGUCUGAAUUCAGCGAGGAGAACCUCGAGUUCUGGAUCGCCUGCGAGGACUACAAGAAGACCAAGUCCCCCGCCAAGAUGGCUGAGAAGGCCAAGAAAAUCUAUGACGAAUUCAUCCAGACGGAGGCUCCUAAAGAGGUGAAUAUCGAUCACGUCACCAAGGACAUCACGGCGAGGAACCUGGGGCGCCCGAGCCCGAGCAGCUUCGACCUGGCGCAGAGGCGCGUGCACGCGCUGAUGGAGAAGGACAGCCUGCCGCGUUUCCUGCGCUCCGCCCGCUACCGGCAGCUGCUGCAGUAGCCGCGAGCGCGCCAUCCUCACGCCAGCUGGACCCCAUGAACAAGACACGAGCACGAGUACAUUAGUCUGUCCGAGCACAAUAUUGAUGCCUCUGUACACCCCUGCACCCCCCCAUAAAGUCCUAAAUUCCGUGUUGCACCCUG
Molecule: messenger RNA, 773 nt
Organism: Hipposideros armiger (great roundleaf bat)
Lineage: Eukaryota; Metazoa; Chordata; Mammalia; Chiroptera; Hipposideridae
Product: regulator of G-protein signaling 5
Exons: 6
Coding region: 85-630 (181 amino acids)
Source: RefSeq, a predicted model, not a curated record